GCGAACAUUCGAGACUCAACCGUUAUAACAGAAAGUUCUCGAUUCGUUUCAAACGACACCGUAUUACCUCAUUAUCUAGAGAGAAAUAGAAGAAUCUAGAACCAGUUUCAUUCACCACACUAUAUAACCUUUCCUUAUUCGUUUCCAUUUCGUUUCAUCGAAGCAUCUCAAUAUUCUCUCUCUGCAAUUCGCUAUCUCUGUGUGAUUCGUUUCUCGAUCGAGUUUCAAUGGAAGAGGUUGAGACAUUCGCAUUCCAAGCUGAGAUUAAUCAACUUCUUAGUUUGAUUAUCAACACUUUCUAUAGCAACAAGGAGAUUUUCUUGCGUGAACUUAUCAGCAAUUCUUCUGAUGCUUUGGACAAAAUUCGUUUUGAGGGUUUGACUGAUAAGAGCAAGCUUGAUGCUCAACCAGAGCUUUUCAUUAGGAUUGUGCCUGACAAAGCCAACAAGACUCUGUCCAUCAUAGACAGUGGCAUUGCCAUGACCAAAGCAGAUUUGGUGAACAACUUGGGUACUAUUGCGAGGUCUGGAACCAAGGAAUUCAUGGAGGCAUUGCAGGCUGGUGCCGAUGUUAGCAUGAUUGGUCAAUUUGGUGUUGGAUUCUACUCUGCUUAUCUUGUUGCAGAGAAAGUCAUUGUUACCACCAAGCACAAUGAUGAUGAACAAUACAUUUGGGAAUCACAAGCUGGUGGCUCAUUCACUGUUACAAGAGAUACUGAUGGCGAGCAACUUGGUAGGGGAACCAAGAUCACUCUUUUCCUCAAAGAGGAUCAGUUGGAAUACUUGGAGGAGAGGAGGAUCAAGGAUCUUGUGAAGAAGCACUCUGAAUUCAUUAGCUAUCCAAUUUACCUCUGGACUGAGAAGACUACUGAGAAAGAGAUCAGUGACGAUGAAGAUGAUGAGCCCAAGAAGGAAGAGGACGAGGCUGUUGAGGAAGUUGAUGAGGACAAGGAGAAAGAUCCCAAGAAGACAAAGAAGAUUAAGGAGGUUUCUCAUGAGUGGGAACUCAUCAACAAGCAGAAGCCAAUCUGGCUACGCAAGCCAGAAGAGAUAACAAAGGAUGAAUAUGCUGCUUUUUACAAGAGCCUCACUAAUGACUGGGAAGAACACUUGGCUGUGAAGCAUUUCUCUGUAGAGGGACAACUUGAAUUCAAGGCCCUUCUCUUUGUCCCGAAAAGGGCACCUUUUGAUUUGUUUGACACCAGAAAGAAGAUGAACAACAUCAAGCUUUAUGUUAGGAGGGUGUUCAUCAUGGACAAUUGCGAGGAGCUCAUACCAGAGUACCUUGGAUUUGUGAAAGGUGUUGUUGACUCUGAUGACUUACCACUCAACAUCUCUCGUGAGAUGUUGCAACAGAACAAGAUCUUGAAGGUGAUCAGAAAGAAUCUUGUGAAGAAGUGCAUUGAGAUGUUCAAUGAGAUUGCUGAGAACAAGGAAGACUACAACAAAUUCUAUGAUGCUUUCUCUAAGAAUUUGAAAUUGGGAAUUCAUGAAGAUAGCCAGAACAGGGCUAAACUUGCUGAUUUGCUCAGAUAUCACUCUACAAAGAGUGGAGAUGAAUUGACAAGCUUGAAGGAUUAUGUCACCAGAAUGAAAGAAGGCCAGAAAGACAUUUACUACAUCACUGGAGAGAGCAAAAAGGCUGUGGAGAACUCUCCAUUCUUGGAGAGACUCAAGAAGAAGGGCUAUGAAGUGCUCUUCAUGGUCGAUGCCAUAGAUGAAUAUGCUGUGGGACAACUGAAAGAGUACGAUGGAAAGAAAUUGGUUUCAGCAACUAAGGAAGGAUUGAAGCUGGAUGAUGAAACUGAGGAAGAGAAGAAGAAAAAAGAAGAGAAGAAGAAAUCAUUUGAAGAUCUCUGCAGGGUCAUGAAAGAAAUUUUAGGAGAUAAGGUGGAGAAGGUAGUUGUCUCUGACAGAAUUGUUGAUUCUCCUUGCUGUUUGGUGACUGGUGAAUAUGGAUGGACUGCAAACAUGGAGAGAAUUAUGAAGGCUCAGGCUCUGAGAGACACCAGCAUGGGAAGCUACAUGUCUAGCAAGAAAACUAUGGAAAUCAACCCUGAUAAUGGCAUUAUGGAGGAGUUGAGGAAGAGAUCUGAAGCCGACAAGAACGACAAGUCGGUCAAGGACCUUGUGCUGCUGCUUUUUGAGACUGCUCUUUUGACUUCAGGUUUUAGCCUUGAUGAUCCCAACACAUUUGCAGGAAGGAUUCACAGAAUGUUGAAAUUGGGUCUUAGCAUUGACGAGGAGGAGACUGGUGCUGAUGAUGUUGAUAUGCCUCCAUUGGAAGAAGAUGGUGCUGAGGAGAGCAAGAUGGAAGAAGUGGACUAAAAGCCUUUACAAGUUUUGAGUUCUAUUGUUCAUAAUUGGUCAUUGAGUUGCUAUUACUUUGUUAAAAUAGGUGAAAAUAUGAUGGAUGCUUUUUUUGUCUUAUCAUUUUUUGUCUUGAAUAGUUAAUGGCGCUGGGUUUUGGUUUUA
Trifolium pratense (red clover) is the source of this 2474-nucleotide messenger RNA. RefSeq names its product heat shock protein 83-like. The transcript is spliced from 4 exons. Gene Ontology annotation, cellular component: cytosol; plasma membrane; protein-containing complex. Gene Ontology annotation, molecular function: ATP hydrolysis activity; ATP binding; ATP-dependent protein folding chaperone. NCBI's taxonomy places the organism in Eukaryota, Viridiplantae, Streptophyta, Magnoliopsida, Fabales, Fabaceae. The coding region runs from base 228 to 2327 and encodes 699 amino acids. The record is from RefSeq and is a predicted model, not a curated record. Gene Ontology annotation, biological process: protein folding; protein stabilization; cellular response to heat.